This is a messenger RNA of Echinops telfairi (small Madagascar hedgehog), 1393 nucleotides long. RefSeq names its product KRR1 small subunit processome component homolog (gene KRR1). The transcript is spliced from 9 exons. The coding region runs from base 21 to 992 and encodes 323 amino acids. Gene Ontology annotation, cellular component: nucleolus; small-subunit processome. Lineage: Eukaryota; Metazoa; Chordata; Mammalia; Afrosoricida; Tenrecidae. The record is from RefSeq and is a predicted model, not a curated record. Gene Ontology annotation, molecular function: RNA binding.
GCCGACGGAAGUCGCGUAAGAUGGCUUCGGCGCCGCACGGGUCGCCUACCGCGCCCGGGAAGAGCCAGUCUCGUCACCAGAAGGCAAAGCCGGACAGCCGAGAUGACUCUGAACUCCUCACUGUUCCUGAUGGUUGGAAAGAACCAGCCUUUUCCAAGGAGGACAACCCCAGAGGACUCUUGGAGGAGAGUAGUUUUGCAACUCUGUUCCCCAAAUACAGAGAAGCUUACCUGAAAGAAUGCUGGCCUCUGGUUCAGAAAGCCUUGAAUGAACAUCAUGUUAACGCAAACUUGGACCUGAUUGAGGGCAGCAUGACUGUUAGUACAACAAAGAAGACUUUUGAUCCAUAUAUCAUCAUUAGAGCCAGAGACCUAAUAAAGCUUUUAGCUAGGAGUGUUUCGUUUGAGCAGGCAAUAAGAAUUCUUCAGGAUGAUAUUGCAUGUGACAUCAUUAAAAUAGGUUCUUUAGUACGAAAUAAAGAAAGAUUUGUAAAAAGAAGACAGCGUCUUAUUGGCCCCAAAGGAUCUACAUUGAAGGCCUUGGAACUGUUAACAAACUGCUACAUUAUGGUUCAGGGAAACACAGUUUCAGCCAUUGGACCUUUCAACGGUUUAAAAGAGGUUCGGAAAGUAGUCCUAGAUACUAUGAAGAACAUUCAUCCAAUAUACAACAUUAAAAUUGACAAAGAAUUGGCUAGUGGUGAAUAUUUUUUGAAGGCAAGUCAGAAGAAACGACAGAAGAUGGAAGCUAUAAAGGCUAAACAAGCAGAAGCGCUCAGUAAGAGACAAGAGGAAAGAAACAAAGCUUUUAUUCCACCUAAAGAAAAACCAGUUGUGAAACCUAAGGAAGCUUCUACAGAAACUAAAAUUGAUGUGGCUGCCAUCAAGGAAAAGGUUCAGAAAGCCAAGAAUAAGAAACUGGGAGCCCUGACAGCUGAGGAACUCCGACUUAAGAUGGAAGCAAAGGAAAAGACAAAGACAAAGACAAAGUGACAUCCAAUGAAAGCCUGGACUAGAAGUUAUUAAGCUGUCUCCUUUUGUAAAGGAUUUUGAGGUGUGCUAGGCAUUAGUUGCCUUAUCUUUAAGAAAUACUUUGAUCUUUUUUUUUUUUUUCUUGAGCUUUUGUUUCCUGAAAAGUUCUCUAUAAAUUAUUCAUGUGGUUUUUGCAAAAUUUUGUACUAGAAACCAGUAUAUCUGUCGUCUAUGUUGGAUCGAAGCAUAAUUUUAGAAGCCAUUUUUUAGGUUUCAUACAGAAUGUUUUAAAAAUGAACUAUUGUUUAGACAUUGUAAUUAUCAAUAAAAUCCGAUGACUAGUACCACUGGUUAGAAUGUAAAUGUAAUCGUGUCCCAGCAUUUGAUUUUGUGGAAAAUAAAUACAACUUUCCAAUGCUCUC